This is a messenger RNA of Chondrus crispus (carragheen), 5342 nucleotides long. RefSeq names its product WD40-repeat containing protein. Gene Ontology annotation, molecular function: protein binding; ADP binding. The record is from RefSeq and is a predicted model, not a curated record. The coding region runs from base 1 to 4722 and encodes 1573 amino acids. Gene Ontology annotation, biological process: signal transduction. NCBI's taxonomy places the organism in Eukaryota, Rhodophyta, Florideophyceae, Gigartinales, Gigartinaceae. The transcript has 2 exons.
AUGCAGGAAAGCUUCCGGCAAGAGACGGGACCAAGCAGAAAACGGCGAAAGAUACGGUCUCCCGAUGUGUUCAUAAGCCAUGCUGGCCCGGACAAGCUACACAUCGCACGUCUUCUUUCCCAGAAAUUGGAAGAUCAGGGUUUUAAUUGCUUCCUCGACAAAACCUCGCUAAAGACCGGGGGCCACGGACCGGAUACAAUGAAGAAGGCUAUGGAGUCUGCUAUGGUCGGCGUUUUCAUUCUUUCUCCCGAGUUUGCCGCUCGAAAAUGGACUAUGAGGGAGCUGCGCUGCUUCCUACGCCGACGGAGAGAAGCGAUGGCGCGCGGGAUGCUGCCACCGACAUUGAUUCCGGUAUUUUACAGACUAAGUAUUCGGGAAUGUAGAGAGUUGGAGCCCGACCGGUACCGGGAUAAGGAAGGAAAGAAUAUUUUUGAAGUGGAGAAAUUUUUUAGCGAGGAACGACAACGCGAGGCGAGCACGGAUAUGGUGAAGAGGGAGCUAAAAGAGCUGGCAGAUAUCACUGGGAUUGAGAAUGACGUAAGGGCAACUAACCUGCCGGGAGAUAAAUUCGGCCAUCUUGCAAGGGAACAUCUUGUUGAACAAGUAUUUCUGGAGGUGAAAAAGCUAGGUGAGGAGGAUUCGAGCGAUGUUGUGACAGAAGGCGUACAUGGCCCACUCGAGGAAGAGGCGAAGAGGAGCGACGCCAUUGGCGAUGCUCGUCAUCAAAUGCGUACUACAUCCGCGGAGAAGGACCCGAAGAAGGAUGGCUUCAAGGCUUCGUUUCAAGUGCCAAAGAACCCGGACCAUGUCAUACUGAAGUUUGGACGCAGUGAAGAUGCUGGCAACAGUACGGAACGUAUGACGGCUCCGGAAGAACGAUUGAGGCGGAGUGUUUUGCGUCCGGGAGACCGUCAAAAUGUUGGUGCUGUUGGAGCGCGCCGUGGAGGGGUUGUGGGGACGAAGGGGAUGGGAGGCAUCGGAAAGUCUUGCGCCCUACGCGGUCUGGCCUUGAAUGAAGAGGUUCGCAGCCGGUUUUGCGACGGUAUAUACUGGCUGGUGCUCGGUCAAGACGCGACAAAACGAGGAGUAAUGGAACAGCUGGCCCGCAUCACGAGAGAAAGCGGAGGGGAAACGCAAGCGAAGGCGGUGCGUGAAGAAAGCGUGCUAGAAUCUGCGGUUUCGAGGGUCACAGAGUGGUUCAAAGGGAAGACAAUUUUGUUACUUAUCGACGAUGUCUGGAGAGAAGGCAUGGUCGGGAGAGAAGGCAUAGCCGGGAGUAAAGUCAUGUCAAGACUGAGAGAAAUUGCGGAUGUGGAGAACAGCAGCCGUACAGCGUUCACAGCGCGAGAGUGGGGCGUGGUGGAGGGAAGCGAAGAAAUCCAAUUUUCGACAAAAGAAGAUGCUUCCUCUCUGGAAAUCUUGCUGAAGUCUGCUGACCUACAACGUGAAGAGGUUGAGGACCUGGGGGAUCAAACGGAUAGGAUACUGAGGUUUUGCGGUGGGCUUCCGCUUGCGCUGUCCGUGGUUGGCAGAGCGAUUGCGAGACAUCGUGAGAUUGCGAAAGAACUUUGUCUGAAAAAUGUGCUUGAUGAGUACUUGGAGUGUCUGGAAGAUACAUCGUCAAUACUAUUGGACGAAAGAGCGGAUGGGACGUACCUAUACGAGAACCUGUCAAUGGCGUUUGAAGUUUCGCUGUGCAUGAUGGAUCGAAAGAAGACCAGAGGAGAUGGGCAGUUGAUGUCCUACGCCGAGAUGUACGAGUCGCUGGUGGUCAUUCGGCGCCAAGGAUGGUUGCCGUUGAGUGUGCUCUGUUUGUUAUGGAGACGGAAAGGAAAAGCUCAGGCAUUGAAAGUGCUGCACGAAUUCGUGGAGGCCAGUCUAGUGGAACGAAAGGAUGGAGUGUUAAGUGGUCGCAACAUCGCCGGAGUCAGUUUGCACGAUUUGCAGCUCGAUUACGUGCAACAGAGAUGUGGGAAUGGGGGAGAGAAGAGGUGGCAUGAAAAGCUUGUGCAAGAAUGGCAAUGGAACGAGAGUGAGAACAGGCAAGAAGCGCCGCCGUGGGUUUGCGGGAGAGGGUGGAAGAAGGAUAUGGUGGAGGACGAGUAUUUCCGACACAACUUGUGCCGCCAUCUCAAGGGGGCGCAGCUGGGCGAGGAUUUGUGGGAUGUUUUGAGUGAUGCCAGGUGGGUGGCAGAGAAGUUAACUCGGGCAGAGGGGCUAAAUCUUCAAGAGGAUUUCAAGAUUUUGACGGACGUAGCCGGGGAAGACGGAGAACGGUGCGAAGCGGGAGGCAGGCUGUGGUCGUUGCAGAAGAUUGCUAGACAGGCGAGGUUGAGUGCGUCCUUUGUUCGUCGAAGUUCGAGAGAGGUAUGGUUUCAGCUGUACGAUGGUCUGUUGAGAUUCAGGAACGAGUCGGAAGUAAUUGGAGAGUUCUUACGCAGGAUAGAGGAAGUUGCGGAGAAGCCGUGGUUGAAGUCGCUUACACCUGGCUUGAACGUAUCAGGCGCGGUGCAACACAUAUUUCCGGACCAGGGGAGGGUGGUGGGAAUGUCGGGAUGCGCAGCUAAGAACGAAGUGAUCGCUUGGGGGGGAAUGAGGAGGCAUCUGUUUCGUCGGACAUUCCGGGACGGGGAAAUGGAAGAAAACGUGUCGUUUAAAGCGGGAUGGGGGAGCAAGCUUUGGUCGGAGAACGGAAAGUAUGCAGCGGUAGUACAGGAAGAUGGAACAAGCUUGCAGGUGUGGGAUAUGCAUACAGGAGCUACAGCAGAGCGAGUCGGACAGGAACUGGAUGUAGGGCACCUGGAUGUAGAGAGAUACAGUCGCCCUUUUGACUUGACGGGGGAUGGAAAGCGAGUAGCGUUUGGGAGAGAAGAUGGUGUGGUUGUGUUGUGGGAUGUUGAGAGAGGUGUGAAGAUCAAGGAGGCAGCGAAUAUGCGGGGCCAUGUUGUUAAGAAAGUAUCGCUUUCACCGGGCGGGAAACGGUUGGCGUGCACGGGAGAAUGCGGCUCAAACAUGUCAAUUUUGAUACUGUGUGCAGAGACAGGGGAGAUGGUUCGGGUGAUUGGCUUGCCGAGUAUUCGACUAGCCGACUUCGAUUGGACCAAGUGGUUGAUUUCGUGGUCGAACAAUGGAAAGCGGGUCGCGUGCGUGUUCACGAUGGUGGGACUUAGAAAAAGAUCUGUUGAAGAAAAAGUAUCUGCAAGAUUGUGGAUCUUUGACGGGGAGACUGGUAGGAGUAUCGCGGAAAGCGCGCCUUUGGAAGACGUUCGCUGUCUUUCAUGGUCGGAGGACGGGACGCGGUUGUGCUGUGGCGAGGUAUAUCGCAAGCAGAGUGGUGGCGAGCAGGGUGUGGUGUCGGUAUGGGACGGACGCUCGGGGAAGAGAAUAUCGAAAUUUGAUGAUUUUUUGGCAACGGCAAUAUCUCUGUCCGGGGAUGGGAGAUGGUUGGCUGCUUCCGGUGACGGCGGGGAGGUUUCUGUGAGGGACACAGAGACCGGGGCAGAAGUACGGCGGCACAUGGCGACAUACAGGGCGCGUGUUGUGGUCUUGGGCUGGCUAGAAGAUGGAAAGCGGAUGUUUUCUGCGGAUACGAAUUCCAAUAUUGUCAUUUGGAGGUGGGAUAAUCUGGAGAGGGUGCAGGAGGAGGAAGAGGAAGUCGACAAGGUCAACAAGGAAGGGCAAGAAUUCACGGCUGUUGCGUGGUCAAGCGAUGACAUAUGUGCUACUGUGGUUGGAGACGGAGACGUAGUGAUGUACGAUGUGAAGACGGGGAAGAAGAUGUGGGGGGAUGCUGAGACACACGCAAGCCCUGUGCAUUGUCUGGAGAUGUCUAGAGAUAGCAAGCGGGUGUUUACGGCAGCAGAAGAUGGAACGUUUGCGAUGUGGGACAGCAAGACGGGCGACAAGUUGUGGGAAUGCGGGGAGGCCUGGGCCAAGGAUGGUUACGGUGGUUACGCAAAAGCAUGUUGGUCCAAAGCAUGUUGGUCCAAAGCAUGUUGGUCCAAUGAUGGGACGAGGGUGUUCGUGUCGUUUGGAAGGGGGAUGGGGUUGUGGGACGGGAAGACUGGGAACAAGUUAUGGGAGAGAAUCACGGACACCUACAUGUGGAUCGGGUGCAUGGCGUGGGCUGGAAACGACACGAAGAUCGCGCUUGGCAGUUGGAGUAACGAGGGCAGGGUCGUGCUGUUAAGCGCCAGAACGGGAGAGGCGAUCAGGGUGGCAUGUGGGCAUACAGAUGGCGGGGUCGUGCUGCGGGGCGCCAAAACAGGAGAGACGAUGGGCGAUGCCCCCGAACGUGUCCCAGAUUCGGUCGGCCUGAAAUGGGCUGCGGACCGCGGUCUGCUUGAGUGGUAUUCAGACGAAUUUGCAGACGAAGUUCACAUAGAUUGGUUCAACUUUGUGAAGCGGCCCUGGAGAGAAGGUGAAGAAGGUGUGCGGGCUUCGUUCUCUGUUGAGCGGGCUCCGUUCUCUGUUCGGCGGGCUCCGUUCUCUGUUGGGGCUCUGUUCUCCCCUUAUGAUACUCUUUCUCGCUCUUUUGCUUCGGUGAAGUGGUCUCCAGAUGACAAGUGGAUCGCGUCAACUGGAUAUGUUGAAAUUGAAAUUGAUGAAAAUGGGAAACCAAUCAGAGUCGGAGUUAUGAUCUGGAAUUGGGAGACAGGUGUAACAUAUCGGUACCAGUGCCAGCUCAAGAGAUCUCUUGGUGAAUUGACGGGCGACGCGUAGCCUUUGGAAUUGGAAGAGAGCUUGCGAUAUGGGAUAUUGAGACAGGGGUGAUGUUAAAGUAUAGCACAAACAGAAACAGGGUGAUAUUAAGGACAAACAGAAACAGUGAACCUCCAACGCAUAUUGCUUGGUUCCGGGACGGGUCGCGAAUAGCGACGGUGGAUGGAGGAACGUUACGAAUCCUGUCCGUGACGAGUCAAAGCGCUGUCUGCGAAAAGCAAUACGAUGAUGUUGGGUAUCUCAAAGAGAGCGAUCUGCGCCAGUUCAUCGAUACGAAUGAGGGCAAACUCACGGCGGCGGAUCUAGAGAGGAAACUGGAGAGGAAACUGAGGAGUCGGCAAAAACGAGAUGGAGUGUUCUACAAGACAGGAGAUGACGAAAUCCGCCUAGCAACCGUUGCGAGACUUGGUCGUUGGUUCUGUUCUACUUCAGGUCGGCACAUUGCGAUCCAGGUAGAAGCAAAACUGUACUUUUACGAGCUCGUGCAGUAGUGUGAUUGUGAGUGUGUGAAUAACCACUGGGCAAAAGGGGAUGUCCCGGCCAGGACAGGACAGGAGGGGUUGUACCCACGGUAUAUGUAGUAAGGGAUGAUGUGCCAGGAGAAAUUUGUAUGUAUUCGA